This is a messenger RNA of Dioscorea cayenensis subsp. rotundata (Guinea yam), 803 nucleotides long. RefSeq lists its product as uncharacterized. Gene Ontology annotation, biological process: NADPH regeneration. NCBI's taxonomy places the organism in Eukaryota, Viridiplantae, Streptophyta, Magnoliopsida, Dioscoreales, Dioscoreaceae. Gene Ontology annotation, cellular component: cytoplasm. Gene Ontology annotation, molecular function: oxidoreductase activity. The record is from RefSeq and is a predicted model, not a curated record. The transcript is spliced from 6 exons. Bases 62 to 529 code for a protein of 155 amino acids.
CUUUUCUUGCUUUGUUUUCUAAAUAGUUGUGUGACGCUUGCAGGGAGGUUUUAUUCUGGAUAUGGGAGUACACUUCAUUGCAGGUCUAAGAAUGAUCGUUGGGUGUGAGAUCAAAACUGUAUCUUCAAUUGCUCGGCAUGUGGACAUGACAUUGCCUCCACCUGAUAAUUUAUCUGCUCUUUUCCAAUUAGAGAAUGGUGUUGCUGGAGUCUUUGUCAUGGUUGUAUCUGCUACAUCACCGAAGAUAUUCUGGCGGGUUGAUGGGACUAAAGGAACACUACAGGUUGAGCGUGGGAAUGAGAGUGGAAGACAUGGUUACUUGGUUUCCUUUUAUCCGGCAGAUGGGGAGUGCCAAAAGAAAUUUUAUCCAUUCUCUGGAGUCACUGAAGAGCUAAAAUCUUUCAUUCAUGAUAUUUCUCAGUCUGUCAAUAAGGAUGUUGCUGGACACAAACCAGAUUGUCGGCUUUCAUACAUUGAAGGUGCUAGAGACAUUGCUGUUUUAGAAGCAAUGCUCGAAAUCAAGUGCUAAACAAGGCGCUCAAAACUUACGUGAAAAGAAUAUAGUCAUCUGCUGAUGUUCAUCAACGGCCAACGCCAAUUGACUAGGUGAUCAAACGUAAAAGAGAUAAUGAAUGCUUUAUUGAUGUUAUUGAGUGAUAAUAUCUGUUUGUAAUCACAGUGUAUUUGACAGUUGCCUGUUUGGUUUGCAAAUCAAAUUGAUGGAUCUUUUGCUAGCAGUUGCAUUAUUGACUCUGUACCAAGUUGGAUUUUCUUUCCAUGUUUAUUAUGUUUUCAAGGUUCAA